GGCUCUCCGUAAUUGAAGGCUUCCGCCCCCAACAAAGAUGGCUGCCUACCCUGCCCUACCCCGCCCUUUGACCGAUAUCAAAUACUAGACUAUCUUUCACUUUCGGUCACUGUUAACGGAAGAUGGCGCCGACUCCGAAGACUGUGGGGCGAAUCAAGCUAGACUGUCCUCUGCGAUCUGGCUGCCCGCUGGAGGUCGCUGCUGUACCCAAACUCUGCAAGGAGUUCUGUCCGGAGGACUACGGGCAACAGGACAUAGAGGAUUUUCUUGGACGGCUUAUGAAGAGUGAUCCCCAGGGCCUUCAUCGGAUCCAUGUGGAUGGGAGCAGCAGGCGGCUGCAGCUGUGGCACCAUGAUUACCUCCUGGACUAUUUCAGUGAUGAAGAAACGACUGGACAGAGUAACAAUGGCAAAGGGGCUGAGAGAUUGGCCACGUACUGUGGUCUCCGCAAGUCCUUCCUGUACCCUUCUCAAGGACCUGAGUCCUCCUGUCAAAUCCCCUCUGCCUUUUCCUGUGUCUCAGACAGCCUGCUUCAGGUAGCCCUGCCCCAGAAGCUCCUGGUGACGGAAGAGGAAGCCAACCGUCUGGCAGAGGAGCUGGUGGCUGAGGAGGAGCGCAUGAAACAGAAAACAGAGAAGAAACGACUCAAGAAGAAGCGUCAAAAAGAACGAAAGCGACAGGAACGCUUGGAGCAGGACUGUGGGGAGUCCAAGGCCAAGGCUACCAUAGAUGGGGAUGAGAGCCCUCCUUUUAGCUCUGGGAACCCAGCUCUGGGACAGUGUAGUGAGGAAGAGGACUCACUGGAUCUAUCUAGCACUUUCGUGUCUCUGGCUUUGCGCAAGGUUAGAGAUCGGCCCCCCAGUACCCGUAGAGAGAAGGAACUAAGCCAGAAGCCCCAAGGCAGGGGCCCAGGUUCCCAGGAGAAGACAGGUCAAGAGGAAGGGAGCCUUCCAAGAGAGGAGAGGCCUGGGCAGAGUCUUAAGGCCCGGGCAUCUCCAGGACUUCUAGGAGCUGCCUUACAGCAGAGCCAGGAACUGGCAAAGUUGGGUACCAGCUUUGCUCAGAAUGGUUUCUACCAUGAGGCUGUGGUCCUCUUCACACAGGCCUUGAAGCUCAACCCUCAGGACCACCGGUUAUUUGGAAAUCGUUCCUUUUGCCAUGAGCGGCUGGGUCAGUCAAUAUGGGCCCUGGCUGAUGCCCAAGUGGCCCUCACCCUAAAGCCUGGCUGGCCCCGGGGCCUGUUCCGCUUGGGCAAGGCCUUGAUGGGACUACAGCGCUUUGAGGAGGCAGCUGCUGUGUUCCAGGAAACACUAAGAGGUGGGCCCCAGCCUGAUGCAGCCCGGGAGCUCCAUUCCUGCCUUCUCCAGCUCACUCUGCAGGAUCAGCGAGGAGGAAUCUGUGUACCACUUCCAUCUGCCAAUGUUGAGCUGGGAGUCUCAGGUCUGCUGCCUCUAAGUUGCUCUCCAAGCACUGCUCGAGGGGCUUCUGCCCAUCUAUCUCCACCCUCGCAUUCCCCAUGUCACCUGAGCCAUCCCAGUGGGCCCCUCCCCCAGAUUCAGAGUAGAAGACCCCUUCUCCACCUCCAGGACCCUUCAAAGAGCUGGUGCAUCCUGGGACUUGGGCCCAAGCAUCUACCUCAGGCCAGAUGAAGGAGGACCUGUCCCUCUUAAGGAGAAGCCAUGUGUACAUCCCAAAGGGAUGGGGACACUGUGUGGUGACAGUUCACUGUGUAUUUUGAGACCUUGUGCUCCAAAUCCAUAGUUGAGGACCCCUGUGGCAGACAUUCCUCUUGCCAUGGAGAACCUCCUUAGGAGAGAAAGGAGCCCCAUGUCCACUGGAACAUCCUUUUUUUGGUUCUCAAGCAGAUGGCUGCUUCUGCAGGCAGUAAGGAAAAAAUUAAAUCCACCAAGGCUCAAGAAGGAAAUUUCAGAAGUCCAGGUUUUUAGACUACAGCACAGCCACCAAGAAGGCACUUGGGGCAGUGCGCUGCCUCAUGGCCCUCAAGGACUCAUUUAUAGCUCGAGCUCUGUGCUCAGGAAUGGGAUCACAGCAAUGAUACCUGUAUCUCCCCUUUUUUUUUUUUUUUUGUAGAGA
Molecule: messenger RNA, 2094 nt
Organism: Nycticebus coucang (slow loris)
Lineage: Eukaryota; Metazoa; Chordata; Mammalia; Primates; Lorisidae
Gene: TTC31
Product: tetratricopeptide repeat domain 31
Molecular function (GO): protein binding
Source: RefSeq, a predicted model, not a curated record